Molecule: messenger RNA, 14319 nt
Organism: Puntigrus tetrazona (Sumatra barb)
Lineage: Eukaryota; Metazoa; Chordata; Actinopteri; Cypriniformes; Cyprinidae
Gene: dnah5
Product: dynein, axonemal, heavy chain 5
Biological process (GO): microtubule-based movement
Cellular component (GO): dynein complex
Molecular function (GO): dynein intermediate chain binding; minus-end-directed microtubule motor activity; dynein light intermediate chain binding
Source: RefSeq, a predicted model, not a curated record
UCCUUCUAGACGCCGACAAGAAAGCGUGGAAAAUUUGCGUUUAGCUUUAAGACCUAUAAACUUCUUAAAAGGUCAGUGGGAAGAUCAUGGCUUUGAGUUACCGGUCAGUGAAGUCAAAUAUCAGGUCCAGAGGAUCUCAUCAGCCCUCUGCUCCAGUGGACAACUUUAAGGAGGCGCAGCAAAAGCUGAAGGAAGAGCGUGAGGCCAAGAGAGCACAGCUGGACAGCAGACAUGACUAUGUUCUUAGCAUUGUGUCCUCAUGUGUGGGCCUGGAGAAAGCUGAAGUGGAAGAUGCGAUACUGGAGGGCACGCAGAUUGAACGAAUAGAACAGUUCUUUUCUGCCAACGGCCUUCACCACCUCAUUUUAUACUACCAGGAAACAGAGCCUGUGGACGCAACCGUGUCCUCCUCAGUGAUUCGCAGUAAGAAAGCCAAGGUCUUUGUGACGGAAGGCACGGAUGUGGCCCUCAAUGGAAUUUGUGUAUUUUUCACCCGGGCAAACACCUCCAAGCCUAUCACAUCAGAGAAUAUCCACAGGGAUGUGAACUUUAACAUGCUGGACACCACGGGUGUUGGUCUGCUGAAGAGCGUGGAGCAGCUGCUGUCAGAGAUCUUCAUCCCCACUCUGAGGAAGAUGAACCACGGCUGGGGAGAGCUAGCAAGCCCCCAGGCUCAGGCUGUCAAGCAAGACUUUAUUAGCUCUCUGGACAGCUUUGUCUCUGUGUUAGCUGGGGCACAGGAGAGCCUGCAGGAAAAGGUGAACCUCAAAGAAUGUGAAACAUUUGACUUGAAAACAUUAAAAGGCCCUUCAGAUUACACAGCUGUGGCCAAUAGCACAGAAGCUCUGGAGAAGAUCGAAGCCUGCAUGAAAACAUGGAUCAAACAGAUUGAACAGGUCAUUGCAGAGAGUGACCAGCUAAGAAAAGAGGCAGACGAUCUGGGUCCCCGUGCAGAGCUUGAUCACUGGAAGAAACGCAUGUCCCGUUUCAACUACCUGCUGGACCAGCUGAAGAGCCCUGAGGUCAAAGCGGUGCUGGGGGUUCUAAUUAUAGCCAAGUCCAAACUGAUUAAGGUUUGGCGGGAACUAGACAUCAGAAUCACUGAUGCGGCAAAUGAGGCCAAAGACAAUGUGAAGUACCUGUACACCCUUGAGAAGUUCUGUGACCCGCUGUACAACAGCAACCCCGUGUCCAUGGUAGAAGCUAUUCCUGGUCUUAUAAACGCAAUACGUAUGAUCCAUAGCAUCUCUCGUUACUACAACACCUCAGAGAAGAUCACCUCCCUUUUUGUCAAGGUUACAAAUCAAAUGAUCACUGCCUGUAAGGCCUAUAUCACAAACAACGGCUCAGCAACCAUAUGGGAUCAGCCACAGGAAGUGGUAUCUGAGAAGCUUAAAGCUGCUAUUCGCUUGAAUCAGGAAUACCAGAAAUAUUUCCAAAAAACCAAGCAGAAACUGGAGGAGAAUCCCUCGGAGCGCCAGUUUGACUUUAGCGAGAUGUACAUCUUUGGCAAGUUUGACACAUUUCAACGGCGGCUGAACAAAAUUCUAAACAUGUUUAGCACCAUUACCACCUACAAUGCCCUGCAGGACUCCAAAAGAGGACUGGAAACCAUGGCAACCAGAUUUCAGGCCAUUGUGUUGACCAUGAAGAAAAAACAGUACAGUUUUCUGGACCAAAGAAGGACAGACUUUGAUCAGGACUAUGAUGAAUUUUGUAAACAAACCAGUGAACUUCAUAACCAACUGAGAAAUUUCAUGGACAACACCUUUGACAGAAUUCAAAAUACUGAGAGGGCUUUAUAUGUGCUCAAGAAAUUUGAAAGGCUUGACAUCCCAGACUUGGGCAUCAGCGAGAAGUACCGGAAAAUUCUGCAAAACUUUGGAAGGGACAUUGAGAUGAUCUCUCGAAUUUACACCAAGCAAAAGACAGACCCCCCCAUUGCUCCAGAUCUCCCUCCGAUCUCAGGGAAGAUCCUCUGGGCUCGGCAGCUGUACAGCUGCAUCCAGGAGCCCAUGGAUCUCUUCCAGCAGAUGCCUGGGCUACUCAGCACCCCAGAUGCCAAACCCAUCAUUCGUAAUUACAACCGGGUGGCCAAGGUGCUGCUAGAGUUUGAGGUGCUUUAUCAUCAGAGCUGGAUGGCACAGGUUGAAGCAGUUAAAGUUGGCCUCCGAGCCUCUUUGCUCGUCAAGAGUCCAGAAACCGGGGAGUUGUAUGUUAACUUUGACCCCCAGAUUCUGACCCAGAUUCGAGAAACAGACUGCAUUCUAGGAAUGGGCCUGGAGAUUCCACCUUUUGCAGCCAUCUUGCAGCAGAAAAAGGGUUUUAAAAAGAACUACAAUAAACUUCAGCUGAUGGUGAGAGAGAACUCCAGGGUGAGGUCUAAGAUCCAGCCAGCCUUUGAACAAUUGCUCAUGCCACAUGUGACUAAAGUAGAUGAGGCCAUCCUGCCCGGUCUGACAUCCCUCAGCUGGACCUCUCUAAACAUAGACAAAUACCUCAAUCGAAUCACUACUGGACUUGAGGACCUUGAGCUUCUGCUGCAAAGAGUGAAUGACCUGGUGGAGUUUAGAAUUGAUGCUGUUCUCCAGGAAAUGAGCACAACUACGCUGUGUAUGUUGCCUGAAGAUGAGCCAUGCACCUGUGAGGAGUUUGUACAGACCACAAAGGAGCUUUGCAUCAAAGGAGCCCAAAUGCUGCAUACCAAAAGCUCAUUGGUGGAGGAGGCAGCCAAUGAGCUGAUUAAUAUGCUACUGGAAUUUGAGCAGAAGGAAGAAGAUCGGGGUGAGAGCAGGACAGAGAGCAAAGUGGAACAGAUGGAUAGUGAUGAGGAGGAAUGUAAAUCUGAGGGCCGUCUGUUGUCACGUAGCACCAUGGCCCCUAGUGUCGGCCCCUCUUCUCCAAUGAUUAGAAAGAAGAAGAAGAAGGAUCUGAUGAAGUUGAUGGAAGAGGAGGCAAAGGAGCUACUGUCUCAUUUUAACCAUCGAAAUGUGGAUGCAUUACUACGCCUCACCCGUAACACGUUGGAGACUCUGCGCAAACGCAUCCAUGCAACAUCACUGAUGCAUUUCCUGGCAGAAGCAGACUCUUCAAGUCGGCAGAAGGGAAGUGGGCAGCAGCCAAUCUUUAGGGUGGGAGUGUGUUUAGCCAUCCCCAACAUCAUCAUGGUUCCAGGGUUAGAUGAGGUUCAGCAAGCCUUGAACAGAGCUGUGGACUGUGUGGUCAGUGUCAGUAAAGGAGUUGGACAGUGGAGCAAGGAGAGAAUAUCCAAGAAGAAAAUGAGUGAGCGACGCAUGGCUGCUCUGAAACAGAACAGCCAAGAGAGUGAAUCGGAAGACGGCGAUUCAACCUAUCGCAGCUUAGCCGAAGGUAGUACCUCAGAUAUAUCGGCAUCUGCAAACCAGGCCAUUCAUGUCCAAAUGAAGAACUAUCACAAAAGCAUCUCUGAGAACAAAGAGAUUCUCAAGCUGGUCUCUGUGCUUAGUACGUCCAUCAAUUCUACCAAAAAGGAAAUAACGAAUGCUCUGGAUCGCUUCAGUCUCUAUCACCACAUAUGGAAGAAAGAUCGAGAGGAAACCAUCCAGAUAUUCAUCCAAGGGAACCCUCUUCUUUCUGAAUUUGAGUCUCAGAUUCUGUACUACAGGGAUCUGGAGCUAGAAAUUAAUACAGAGCCUGAGUUUAUCUCAGUUGGAGCCCUGGCAUUAUACACAGCGGAUCUGAAAUUGGCUCUUACUGCUGAGACAAAGAGUUGGAUGGUGGAUUUUGGUCACCACUGCAACAGGAAAUAUCGCAUGGAGAUGGAACAGAUCUUCACUUUUAUAGAUGAUGCGAGCAAAAAACUCAACAGACAGAUUAAGGACUUGGAUGAUAUUCGUAUCGCCAUGGCAACACUUAAAGAGAUCAGAGAACACCAGAUAUCCAUAGACUUUCAAGUUGGUCCAAUUGAGGAAUCAUACAGCAUGCUACAUAAAUAUGGAUUGUUGAUUGCCAAAGAGGAAGCAGAUAAAGUGGACACACUUCGGUACACAUGGGAGAAACUGCUUUCCCGUAGCACAGAGGUGCAGAAUGAACUGGUGUCCCUUCAACCAAAUUUCAGAGGGGAGCUCAUCAGAAACGUUGAGAUCUUUGUGGAGGACUGCCAACACUUCUACCACGACUAUGAAGGGGAUGGACCCAUGGUGGUUGGAUUGGCUCCCCAGGAUGCCAGUGACAGGCUUAUUAUGUUUCAGAAUCGUUUUGACAAUCUAUUCCGCAAGUACAUCACAUACACAGGUGGGGAGGAGCUCUUUGGCCUACCAGUUACUCAACAUCCUCAGUUGCUUGAGAUCAGGAAACAGUUGACACUUCUCCAAAAGCUCUAUGGACUUUACAACAGUGUUAUCGACACAGUUAACGGCUACUAUGACAUUUCAUGGGCUGACAUCAAUAUUGACAGAAUCAACAAUGAACUACUUGAGUUUCAGUCGAGGUGCCGUAAGCUGCCACGGGCCCUUAAAGAGUGGCAGGCAUUUCUGGACCUCAAAAAAACGAUUGAUGACUUUAGCGAGUGCUGCCCCCUGUUGGAUCUAAUGACUAACAAAGCCAUGAUGACUCGUCACUGGAAGAGGAUUACUGAGGUUACAGGUCACAUAUUUGAGGUUGAAAUAGAUCCCUUCAAGCUCCGCAACAUCAUGGAAGCCCCACUGCUUAAGUACAAAGAAGAAAUUGAGGACAUCUGUAUUAGUGCUGUGAAGGAGCGUGACAUCGAGCAGAAACUCAAGCAAGUAAUUGCGGAAUGGGACAACAAGACCUUUACUUUUGCACACUUUAAAACCAGAGGGCUCCUUCUGAGAGGUGACAGCACAUCAGAGAUCAUUACUAAUAUGGAGGAUAGCCUGAUGGUGCUUGGCUCACUUAUGAGCAACAGAUACAACACACCAUUCAAAGCUCAGAUCCAGAAGUGGGUUCAGAACCUCUCCAACACAACAGAUAUCAUUGAGAACUGGAUGACUGUGCAGAACCUUUGGAUUUACCUUGAGGCUGUUUUCGUUGGUGGAGACAUAGCCAAACAGCUCCCGAAGGAAGCAAAGCGGUUUUCCAAUAUCGAUAAAUCCUGGGUGAAAAUAAUGACUCGAGCUCAUGAGAUGCCUAAUGUAGUCCAGUCAUGUGUUGGAGAUGAGACCAUGGGUCAGCUGCUGCCUCACCUGCUGGAACAGCUAGAGAUGUGUCAAAAAUCCCUCACAGGGUACCUGGAGAAGAAGCGAUUGCUCUUUCCGCGUUUCUUUUUUGUGUCAGACCCUGCCCUGCUAGAGAUUUUAGGCCAAGCAUCUGACUCACACACCAUCCAGGCUCACCUACUCAACAUCUUUGACAACAUCAAAUGUGUCCGCUUCCAUGAAAAGAUGUAUGAUAAGAUUCUGGCGAUAUCAUCAAGAGAAGGCGAGACAGUUGAGCUGGACAGGCCAGUCAUAGCAGAGGGCAAUGUGGAGGUCUGGCUAAAUGCGCUACUUAAGGAAUCUCAGAGAUCUUUGCACCUUGUCAUCCGUCAAGCUGCACUUGCCAUUCAAGACUCUGGCUUUGAGUUGAUCGAAUUUUUGGACUUCUUUCCUGCACAGGUUGGUUUACUGGGAAUCCAGAUGAUCUGGACGAAGGAUUCUGAGGAUGCUUUGAGCAAUGCCAGAUAUGACCGUAAGAUCAUGGCUAAAACCAACCAUUUUUUUCUUGAGCUCCUCAACAAUUUGAUUGACAUGACCACGAAGGACCUUGGAUCUGUUGAACGAACAAAGUAUGAAACACUAAUCACCAUCCAUGUACACCAGAGGGACAUCUUUGAUGAUUUGUGUCGUUUGCACAUCAAAAGUCCAACAGACUUUGAAUGGCUGAAGCAGUGUCGCUUUUACUUUAAUGAAGACUCGGAUAAGAUGAUGAUCAACAUCACAGAUGUGGGUUUCGUGUAUCAGAAUGAGUUUCUAGGCUGUACUGACAGGCUGGUCAUCACUCCUCUCACUGACAGAUGCUACAUUACUUUAGCUCAAGCUCUGGGAAUGAGCAUGGGUGGAGCCCCAGCUGGGCCGGCUGGAACGGGAAAGACAGAAACCACUAAGGACAUGGGCCGUUGCCUGGGCAAAUAUGUGGUGGUAUUCAACUGCUCCGAUCAGAUGGACUUCAGAGGAUUGGGCAGAAUUUUCAAAGGUCUUGCUCAGUCUGGCUCCUGGGGGUGUUUUGAUGAGUUUAACCGUAUCGACCUACCAGUGCUUUCAGUGGCAGCUCAGCAAAUCGCCAUUGUACUCACCUGCAAGAAAGAACGGAGGAAGAACUUCAUCUUUACGGAUGGAGAUAAUGUGGAGAUGAACCCAGAAUUUGGAAUCUUCCUCACCAUGAAUCCUGGAUAUGCGGGAAGGCAAGAACUUCCAGAGAAUCUGAAAAUUAACUUCCGCUCGGUGGCGAUGAUGGUUCCUGACAGACAAAUAAUUAUCAGAGUGAAACUGGCAAGCUGUGGCUUUAUUGACAAUAUCGAACUAGCCAGGAAAUUCUUCACUUUAUACAAACUGUGCGAGGAGCAGCUCUCUAAGCAGGUCCACUAUGACUUCGGUCUUCGCAAUAUUCUGUCCGUCCCAUGCACACUUGGGGCAGCAAAACGGGCCAAUCCUAAUGACACAGAGUCUACUAUUGUCAUGAGGGUUCUGCGAGACAUGAACCUGUCCAAACUGAUUGAUGAGGAUGAGCCAUUAUUCCUGAGUUUGAUUGAAGAUCUUUUCCUGGAAUUCAAUUGAUAAAGCCGAUACCCUGAUUUGGAGUCAGCCAUAGACAAACAGGUAACUGAGGCUGGUCUGAUCAAUCACCCACCGUGGAGGUUAAAGGUCAUUCAGCUAUAUGAGACUCAGAGAGUCCGCGGCGGAAUGAUGGCACUAGGACCCAGCGGAGCAGAAACAACCUGCAUUCAUACUCUAAUGAAGGCCAUGACCACUGCGUGCCAGCCUCACAGAGAGAUGCGUAUGAACCCUAAAGCUAUAACUGCACCUCAAAUGUUUGGUCGACUUGAUGUGGCUACCAAUGACUGGACUGAUGGAAUCUUUUCCACUCUUUGGAGGAAAACACUCAGAGCAAAGAAAGGAGAACACAUAUGGAUUGUCCUUGAUGGGCCAGUUGAUGCUAUAUGGAUUGAAAACCUAAACUCUGUCCUGGAUGAUAACUGCACACUGACAUUGGCCAAUGGUGAUCUUCCCAUGGCCCCCAAUUGCAAGAUUGUGUUUGAACCACACAACAUCGAUAACGCCUCCCCAGCCACAGUGUCCCGUAAUGGGAUGGUGUUUAUGAGCUCUUCUGUCCUUAACUGGAGCCCUAUUUUGAGGUGGGGCUGGCUGAAGAAACGUUCCUCAGAAGGGGUGGUCCUGAGGGAGCUCUUCUCCUCUUCUUUUCCUGAGCUCUAUCGGUUCAGUGUCCAAUCUUUGCAGUAUAAAAUGGACAUGCUGGAGGCCUUCAUCAUCAUGCAGUGCAUAAAUAUGCUGCAAGGACUCAUUCAGCCCAAGGAGCAGGGAGGGGAGCUGUCUCGUGAACACAUGGAGCGUUUGUACGUCUUUGCUCUGAUGUGGAGUGUGGGAGCCCUAUUGGAACUGGAUGAUCGAAUGAAAUUAGAGAGAUGGCUCCGCCACCAUGACAACAUUCGCCUGGACCUUCCCAAUCCUCCCCACAACGAGGACACUAUGUUCGACUAUUAUGUCACUAAUGAUGGCCACUGGGUUCACUGAAUACCAGGAGUGGAAGAGUAUAUUUACCCACCUGACUCCACACGUGAGUAUGGAUCCAUACUGGUGCCCAAUGUAGACAAUGUCCGCACUGACUUUCUCAUCCAGACCAUUGCAAAGCAGGGCAAGGCUGUGCUUUUGAUAGGGAGGAGCAGUGGGCACUGCCAAAACAAAUCAUCAUCAAAAGGCUACUUGUCUAAAUAUGACCCAGAGUCCCACACCGCCAAGAGUCUCAACUUCUCUUCUGCCACUCACACCUUUUAUGUUUCCAGAUUCUGUGAAAGUUAUGUAGAUAACGGUGGGUGCCACGGACCUCCGGCAGGGAAAAUGUCCGCCUUUGUUGAUGACAUCAUUAUGCCUGUGAUCAAUGGGUGGGGCGACCAGGUAGAAAUUUUCGGCCUUCUGAUGGAGCAAAGCAGUUUCUUUAACCUGGAGAAACCAGGAGGAAGUUCCUGCAUUGUGGAUAUACAAUUUCUGGCGGCUACUGAUCCACCCUGGAGAGAGAUGAAAUGACAUCCCCAGAGACUGAAGAGACAGUUUUCUAUUUCGCUGUUCUCUUUGCUUCAAUCAUCGAUAGACAAGAUAUUUAUUCUGGUCAUUACUGGUACCCCUGUCGAGUUUUCAGAAGAAAUCAACACAGUAGUCAGGCUUGUUUCACUGGCCAGAGGAACUAUAGCAAUUAAUAAAGUCAAAAUGCUGCCCGCUCCUACCAUUCACUACAUUUUAACCUCGUGGCCUCUCCACGCAUCCUGGCAGGAAUGCUCAAGCGUUAAAAUGCAUGCAAAGGAAGUGGGGCGUGGAAAGCAGAGGGAAGGAGCUGACAGUCAGAACUCUGGGAGAGGGGGCUCCUCUGCUGGUGUGGCGUUACAGCACCCUCAGGAGCACAUCACAGUGCUCUCGUGUAGUGCGUCCCACGUCGUAGCCCUCCCAGUCCACCAAAUAUUGGAGCUGGCCCCGCAGUCUUCUGGAGUCCAGGAGCACAGUGACAAUGUCGCGGUGAUCCAUCUACAUCAGCGAUUGGUGGUAGUUCCUCGGCUCGGCAUGGGGUCAGCAUCCGAGUGGGCGGGUUUGAGGGCGACCGCGGACAUGGGCAUUGUCCCACACCCUCUCCUCGCUGAAUCCAGUCGUGCCGGGGCGGGUACAGAAGAUGGUUCUCGGACCCACUGCGGGAACAAGGGGUUGGUAGCCAAGCACACACUGAAGGCAGGGGUUAAUCCUGUGGAUGGUUGUAGAGACAGUGAUUCGGCCAGAACUGGAGACCAGUGUGUGGAGUUCCCCCGUGGUUCCAAGAAAAGCUUGGGUCCGCAGGUGUUUAAGAAAGCCAUGGGUAUCAAGGAUGAUUUCAUGCCCGGAUUUGACAUGCCAAAGAGUAUAUGUUACAUUAAAUCCUUUGAUAGUCUAAUGGAGAGGUUGAACUUGUUUGCGAGUCAUUAUAACGAGAGCAUUAGAGGAGCAGAUAGAUCUGAUUUGCCUGGAUCAUCAAAUUCCCCUAGAAAUGCCUACUGGUGGUGUAGGGGAUCUGGAAAACAGAGUCUGACAAGACUGGCAUCUUUCAUCGCGGAUACAAGACUUUCCAGAUUACACUCUACCCGUUCCUACAACACCCUCAGCCAGUGGAGGACCUGAAGAGGACUGUACAGGACCGCCGGACAACAGGGCAAAGGCAUCAGCUUUAUUUUCAUGACAUGAGAUCAGGAUGAAUCCUUCCUGGAGUACAUGAACAACGUCCUUUCAUCAGGGAGAGUGUCCAAUCUGUUUGCUCGAGAUAGGAGGCAAGUUAUCAGUGACCUUAUUCCAGUCAAGCGGAAGUUUCCACGGCGGCCGCCCACAGUAAGAAACCUACGUGGGUAUUUUACUUAGACAGAGUGGGGAAGCCAGAACCUUCAAGUAGUUCUGUGCUUCUCUCCCAGUUGGCGAGAGGUUCCGUGUCGAGCUUUGAAGUUUCCUGCUCUCAUUUCAGAGGGUGCACCAUGGACUGGUUUAACUUCGUGGCCCAAAGAUGCUCUGAUGCAUGGGUCAUUUCAGAGCACUUCCCCAUAUACCUUAACUUGUGACAUAGACUGCACUCCUGAAGUCAAAGCGAUGGUUCAGUGUGUGGGAGCUCUUUUCAGGAUAAGGGUGGCAGAAAAAUGUGCAGAUUGUUUUCAGAGAAGUACCGACGUUCACACAUGUCACACCCGGAAAUCCUACUUGUCCUUCAUAUUACAGACCAUCUACAAGAAAAGCCUCCAGAAGUUCCAGACUCUUGCAGACAAGAUGAACACUGGCCUUAAACUAGGAGGCCUCUCAGUCUGUGCUGCCACCAGCCAAGAACUGGAAGUGAAGGAGAAAGAGCUUCAAAUUGCCAAUGGGAGAGAGGCUGAUAUGGUAAAUUUGAGAGUGACUGUGAAGGCUCAAGCUGGAAAGGUCAAAGUCGAGUUCAGAAGAUUAAGAUAAAGCACGAAUAUAGUGGACAGCAUCUCUGCAGACAAGGCUAUUGCUGAGAAGUUAGAAGCAGCAAGGCCUGCUCUGGAAGAGAGCUGAGGCCACUACAGACCCAUAAAGCCAUCAGAUAUUGCAGUGCGAACACUGGGCAGACACUUACCUCAUCAUGCGCAUUGCAUGGAUUGUGUGUUGUGUCUUCAGAGAGAGGAAGUGAACACUGUGAAAAAUGAAUCCUGGGAAAACUGCUCGCACCCUCCUGGCAAAGUCCUCAAACUCAUGACUGCCAGCAACCUGGGCGAUCUACAGCAAUUCCCCAAGACCUGCAUCAAUGAGAAGUGGUGGAACUCCUCCACGUGCUUUGACAUGGCAGACUAUAACAUUGAAACAGCCAAAGGUGUGCAAUGUUGCGGGGGCCACACUAUCUUGAGACCAGCGAUGGCUGCUUUCUUCUCUAUCAAUAAAGAAGUGCUCCCCCUCAGGCUAAUCUGGCAGUUGCAGGAGAACAGGCUGGCCAUACUUCAUGUGGACCUGAAAGCCCAGGCAGAACUAGAUGCUAAACAAGCAGGCUGGAUGUAAUUCAGAAGCUAUGAGUAUAAGAAGGCUAUGAUGGAAAAACAGACUUUACUGGAGGAUGCAGAAAGUGUCGACACAAGAUGCAAACGCGUCUGGUUUGAAGUCAGUGGGCUGCUUGGGGAGAAGGAGGCGCUGUUACAGCUGAGUAAAGAGUUUACUGCUCAAAGACUACGUGCUCCUGGCCACAACUUCCUGUCAUACUCUGGACCUUUUAAUCAGAAUUUGCAACUCCUCCUCACUGAUUGGCAGAAAGAGAGUAGAAGUCCCGUCUGAUUCAUACUAGUUAAUCUGAAUCUCACUGGAAAUGUUAAUUGUGCUCCCUCGGUAAGUGAAUGGAACCUACAGGUUCCCAAUGAUGACCUAUCCAUCCAGAAUGGAAUUAUUGUUACAAAGGCUGCCAGGUUUCCCCUGUGGUGACCCCAAACCCAGGGGAAAGAUCUGGAUCAAGAACAAGAGAGUCAGAAUAGACUUCAGAUCACCUCAUUGAAUCACAAAUACUUCAGAAACCAUCUAGAGGACAGUUUAUCUCUUAGGCAUCCUCUGCUCAUUGAAGAUGUUGAGGAAGAGGAACUAGAUCCUGCCCUGGACAAUGUCCUAGAAGAACUUCAUCAGACUAAGUUCACAUAUAAAGGUAUUUUAGGUGAUAAAGAAGUGGAUGUAAUGAGGUUUCCGUCUUUAUGUGACCACUGACUGCCCAGCCCAGCAUACACUCCAGAGAUCAGUGCACGAGACUUGUCCAUUAUCGACUUCACCCCGUUACUGCCGAGGGGCCUGGAAGAUCAGCUACUGGGAAGAGUUAUUCUCACUGAGAAGCAAAGUAUGGAACUGGAGAAAGGCGGACUGACCUGUUGGAGAGAUGUGACAGCCAAUAAACGUAAAAUGAAGAUGGGGAUAAUUUACUUUAGGUUGGCCUAGCCACGCAGGGAGCUCACAGUGGAUGUGAGCCUCAUCACAGUGCUGGGAAACCACAGAAGCACUGCAGAAGAGGUCACACAGGAAACUAGGUCCUUGGCUGAGACUGAAAUCCAGAUUAGUCUGACCCGUAGGGAAUAUAGACCCGUUGCCACAAGAGGAAGCAUUUUGUACUUUCUGAUCACGGAGAUAGGCAUAGUGAGCGUGAUGUAUCAGACCUCUCUCACUAAAUCCUUUUGUAACCUUGUGUCAUUCUCUUGUGGAAAUAGGUCCUCAAAGAGUCCAAUCACAAGCAAGCGGAUCGCCAACAUCAUUGAGUACAUGACCUUGAGAAUUUUUCGUAUGCAGCACAAAGAGGUUAUAUCUGAAGAACACAAAUUCCUAUUCCGCCCCUGCUGCUCCACUCUCCAGAUCAACAUGCAGAGCAACAGGGUCAAACACGAGAGUUUCUGACCCUCAUUAAAGGUCAAAGCUUCCAGCUCCCACAAGUCUCUCUCUCUUCCAAAGCUUCAGUGGAUCCUGGACAUAACUGUAAACAACCUGGUGGGGCUAAGCAAACUGUGGCAGUUCUCUGACAUUUAGAUCAGUGUAUUCUGACGUCGCGACAAUUGGAAGAACUGGUUUGAUCGUGAAGCACCAGAAGAACCAAUCCCAAACUUAUGUAGUCAGGCUUUUGGACUGUUUCAGUGACUGCUUUUGGUGAUCUGAAAUUGUCCAGAUAGAACCAUUGCUCAGGCCUGAAAGUACAUCAUGCACUCAAUGGGAGGCUCCUGCUGAAGAGUGAUUCUGGACUUGGAAGACCGGAGGCCGGACCCUCGCACUCCUCUUAUCUGCUUCUAUCCAUGGUUUCCAGACAGACCAAUCGCGCCUUAGGAAAGCGACAGAAGGUGUGAGCCCGUUCACGUCUCAAUGGGACAAGGGCAGGAGGUUCAUGCUAUGAAACUACUGCAGCACUCUAUGGCUAAUGGAGGAUGGAGCUUGCUUCAGAACUAUCAUUUGGGUCUGCAUUUUAUGGAUGAACUCAUGGAUACAAUCACAGAGACAGACAGCGUUCAUGACACCUUCAGACUAUGGAUGACCACUGAGGUUCACAGAUAUUUUCCUAUCACUCUCCUGCAGAUGUCAAUCAAAUUUACCAACGAGCCUCCUCAGGGAUUGAAAGCUGGACUUAAGAGGACUUAUGGAGGUAUCAGUCAGGAUCUUCUGGAUGUGAGUAACAUGGUCCAGUGGAGGCCUAUGUUGAAUGGAGUGGCAUUCCUCCAUUCCACUGUCCAAGAAAGGCGAAAAUACGGACCUUUAGGUUGGAACAUUCCUUAUGAGUUUAACCAGGCUGACUUCAACGCAACAGUACAGUUCAUCCAGAAUCACCUGGAUGAUAUGGACAUCAAGAAAGGUGUGUCAUGGAACACCGUAGACGAUACAUGAUUGGCGCAGAUCCAGUAUGGCGGUAGGGUGACUGAUGACUAUGAUAGCGCUCUCUUGAACACCUUUGCAAAGGUGUGGUUCAAUGAAAACAUGUUCAGCCCUGAUUUCAACUUCUACAAAGACUACAGUAUUCCCAGAUGCAAUAGCGUGGACCAGUACCUUCAAUAUGUGCAGAGUCUCCCCACACAUGGCUUGCAGAGGUGUUAGGCUGGCCUCCACCCAAAAUACCAGACAUAUCACCUACCAAAAAGUAAACUACGCCAAGAAUGUACCUGGAACACUGUCCUGAGCAUCCAAGCAAGGGCGGCUCCAGCGGACGCAGAGACAGGGAGAAGCGGUGUGGAGUGCAAACCUGCAGAUGACAUGCUGGAGAAACUGCCUCCAAGAUUUUUGUACCAUCUGAGAGAAAGAUUGAUGAACAUGGGUCCCCUUCAGCCCAUGAACAUUUUCCUGGACAGGAAAGUUGAUCGCAUGCAGAGAGGUGUUCUGGUCAGAAGCAAGCGUAGUGACCUGAAACUGACCAUUGAUGGAACCAUCAUUAUGAGUGAAAGUCUGCGAGGCGCACUGGACUGCAGCAUGUAUGACCUUGGUACUGCACGCUGGAAAAAAGGCCUCUGGGCUUCCACCACGUUGGGGUUUUGGUUCACAGAGUUGCUGGAGCGGAACCGACAGUUCCACUCUUGGAUUCUGGAGGGACGACCCAACUGCUUUUGGAUGACAGGCUUCUAACCACAGGGGUUUCUAACAGCUAUGAGACAGGAGAUCACUCAGGCUAACAAAGGGUGGGCGUUGGACCGUAUGGUUUUGUGUAAUGAAGUUACAAAAUGGAUGAAGGAUGACAUCACACAGCCUCCUGCAGAGGGGGUGUAUGUUUAUGGCCUCUACCUGGAAGGGGCCAGCUGGGACCGCAGGAACUGCAAGCUCAUUGAUUCAAAACCAAAAGUACUGUUCGAGAUGAUGCCGUGUGUGUCGUGGGAUGUGCGCCCAGAGAAUAACGGUGUCAAAGACCCUCGCUUGUAUUCAUGUCCAAUAUAUAAAAAGCCUGUUCGAACGGACCUGAACUACAUUGCAGCUGUUGACCUGAGAACCAGUCACCCGCCAGAAUACUGGAUCCUGAGAGGAGUGGCCCUGCUCUGUGAUGUCAAAUAAUCUUUUUUUUUUUUAAAUGAUUGUGCACAAAUGUAGGAAUUGUGUGGCUGAUCUAUUUGUGCAUUUGAACUGAUGAAUACCUUGAACACUUAUAUAAAUAAACAUGCACAGC